AUGCAAAAGAGCCACAUUUCUCAAGCCAUUGGUGCUUCAAUUCCAAAUAAUACUCCUCAUGCUGUGUCUGUUACACUUCCAACAUGGGAAGCUACCGUUGGCUACGAGCAGGGACAGGAUUGGGUUGUUCAGAAGAUGCAUUCUGGGUAUCCGCGUUUCUUCAUUCACUCUAAAAUUCAAGAACUAUGUGACCUACUAGAGCAGACAUAUGCUCUGGAUGAUGAGCGAUGCUUUAUUUAUCCAACGUACAAUGUUGCGAAGCGUUGUAGAAACUUCAUCAAAGCAAGGACUACACUUCCUCAGGUUAAUAUCCGUAUUCUUCAGUUGAGUUCUCCUGCCCCCAAAACCGUUGAGGAAGCAUCCUAUCGUGUGGAGUCUGACAUUGCCGUUGUAUUCUUUCCCUCUAGUGAAUACCCCUUGGCCAAAGAGUACUGGCAACACUCUGGUGAAGGCAUCUCUUCGCGUCAUGCAGAAUACUUCCUUACAGAGAUGACGGAUAAGCUUAAAAAUGAUAUCAGGUUGAAAAAGAACCUUCAAAAUACCCCGGACUCCCGCAAAAUGUCUCCUCACCCUUACAACAGUUCGCAUUCUCCGAUAAACGGAAGCGCUGGGAGUAGGUCCUCGAGAUCUUCGAGAUCGUCCGGAAGACACAGUACUAUCAAUACCCCCAUUGCCAACAACCCAGAGUUUGUUUCAUUUAUUGAGGAACGAUUUGGCCGGAAUCUCGAUUUGAGCUUUGCCAAAGAUGCCAAGAAAUUACUCCGUGAGAGAAUCGCCGACCAGUCUGAAGAUCAGUAUACUAACUCCGAUCUUGUCUACCUAUUUCCUUCUGGAAUGGCUUCUAUUUUCAACGCUCAUCAAGUUCUUCUCAAUACUAUACAGGACCAUAAGGAGUGCAAAUCUGUUUGCUUCGGCUUCCCAUACGUUGACACUCUUAACAUCUUGCGUAAAUGGGGUGCUGGCGUUCACUUCUACGGCUAUGGAGAUGACGAGUCAAUGGACGAAUUAGAGAAGCGCCUUGAAGGAGGCGAACAGAUUUUAGGUCUAUUCUGUGAGUGUCCAUCCAAUCCAAUGUUGACUACACCUGAUUUAAAGAGGAUCCAUGCUUUGAGUGAGAAGUACAACUUUGCUGUUGUUGUUGACGACACUGUAGGAAAUCCAUCGAACAUCGAAGCUCUCGUGUAUGCAGAUUUUGUGGUUUCGUCGUUGACCAAGGUGUUUUCUGGUGAUUCCAAUGUGAUGGCAGGUUCCAUGGUUCUCAACAAGCAGUCUAGGUACUAUGGGGUGUUUAAAAAAUACCUUGACGAGAACUUUGAGGACUGUUUCUGGGACCAGGAUGCCAUUUUCCUGGAAAGAAACUCUAGAGAUUUUGUUCGUCGUUCGAAGGAGAUGAAUUCGAAUGCUUUAGCCGUCUUGAAACUAUUUGAAGAAUCUCCUUUGAUUGAUAAGAUAUUUUAUCCAUUCAUAGCCAAAUCUAGAAAAUACUAUGAUGCUUUGAAAAAACCGGAUGGAGGAUACGGUGCACUUAUGUCGAUCAUUUUCAAUGAUCCUACGGAUGCAGUUUGCUUCUUCAAUAGUGUUCGAUUAUCCAAAGGUCCUUCACUUGGAACAAACUUUACAUUGGUUUGUCCAUAUGCUAUAUUGGCACACUAUCAAGAAUUAGACGAGGUUGAAAAAUGGGGAGUUGAUAGAAACCUGGUUAGAUUAAGUAUUGGAAUGGAGCCUCAAAAGGAACUCAUUGAGAUAUUAGAGGAGGCUCUUGACAUUGCGAAGGAGCAGCAUGAAAUAUGA
This is a messenger RNA of Brettanomyces nanus, 1791 nucleotides long. RefSeq lists its product as uncharacterized. The record is from RefSeq and is a predicted model, not a curated record. NCBI's taxonomy places the organism in Eukaryota, Fungi, Ascomycota, Pichiomycetes, Pichiales, Pichiaceae. Bases 1 to 1791 code for a protein of 596 amino acids. Gene Ontology annotation, molecular function: cystathionine gamma-synthase activity; pyridoxal phosphate binding. The transcript has a single exon. Gene Ontology annotation, biological process: transsulfuration.